GGGAUUAAGGUGGUGAGGUGGGGAGUAGUACUUUUUCCUUGAGCUCAAAGCUACUGAGGUACCUGGGGAGGAUCAGAAUAUAUCAUUCUCUAACUUGGUCUUUCUCUAGUUUUCAAUUCAUAGAAACAUAGGCCCCCGUUGUAUGCAGUUUUCUAUUCCUCUUUCAAACAAAUUUUGAAAAGAAAUAUUUCUUCUGUGUCAACAGGAUACAUGCUAAGUGCAGUACUCUGAUAGUGACUGCAAAAGAAGUGAAAUGGAAAUUAUAGUUUACAAUGUGAAAUGGAUGGGCGCGAGGCUUUUAUCUUAAUGUACUUGAUCCUCUAGAGAUGAGUAGCUAUAAGUUGGCUCAGGCUUAGUUACUGCAGUGGAGUCUGCAUGCCUACAUGCCUGGAAUCUCACCAUCUUCACUACAGCCUCACCUACAGGCCCAUUCUCCUGUUUCACCUACCCCAGGCUCCUCCAGGACAGAACAGAUCAUGAAGUGAGGGGGCACAGAGGAUAGUGGAGACGUUUUUGCUGCAUUGUGCAUGAAACGGUACAAAAUAUACCACCUUGAUUUCUCAUCUUCUCAAAGAGUUCUGUACUCCCUGGGAGCUUAAUGAGGACUGUGAGCCCAGAGAAGACAUGACUUCUUCAAAGUUAUACAGGUAACAAAUAUCAAAUCCUAGAUUUUACUAAUACAAAAUUCAGUAUUCUUUCCAUCACAAUACACAACCAAAAUAUUUUUAUGUACUACUAAAGAUAAGCCCAUAAAAAGUCUAUUUAUUGACCAAAAUCUCGGCAUCGACCAGUUUUACAUUAUCAGACUCGCUCCUUUGAGAAUUCCUGGCUCUCUAAUGGGAACCUUAUAUGUUUUGGUUUCCAAUUCAGUAUUACACUGAAAGUACUUUCAUUCAUUUAUACUUUGUGUCCAAUCAAUGUAUAAUUUUUUUUUUUUUAUCUACAAACCUUCUAGCUUCUCUUUUAAAUUCUAAGCUCAUGAAUGGCAAAGAUGCUGAUGAUUUCCUAUUUGGUGCAGCCCAUGUAAAGUAAAGUACACUUUGGAACCCUAAAUAAGUGUCUUAACAUGUAGUGCUACUUCUUUCACAUCCUUUUUUAUAAUAAUAUCUUUGCACAGUGGGGCAGCCCCAUGUCUCUGUCAUAUGUGACAUAUAUUCCCUGUGGACAUUUACUAAGUAAUAGUCAUUAUGAUAAGACUUAUUAUGACAGCACCAUUUCCUCUGUUUCCUUUUAUUAAGCCCACCCGUAUUCUACCAUCUAGCUGAAGAAGCCUAUUGCAUGGAAAACAUUUUACUUUUAUUUUGUCAUUAAAGGACUGUUUUCAGUUAAUCAUGCAACACAACAUAGUUAUGGAAUCUGGAAAUGGGAGAGCAAUCUCUUGUGCCAACUCCGAAAAAGUAUUUUAAAUAAAAGUAAAGUAGUCCUUAACAAGUCUUCAAUAAACUAUCAUAGGUUAUAGCCAUUAAAAUCAGUUCUUUUAUAUGUGGUAUGAAUCCUAAUUAUUGCAAUGGAAUCUCAUGACAUGUUUAUGUCUCCUGUGGAAAGACUAUUUAACCUUGUCGUGAGUGGUAUGGGAAAUAGAGAAAGAAUCUGUUAAGGUAUGUUAGUAACUACCUAUAUUCUAUUGAAAAAAAUAUAUAUUUUUGCUUCUUCUGAAAUUUUAAUAGAAAGAAUUAGCAAGAAAUAAAAGGAAGUGAAUAAUAUCAGAAUUCAUUAAACUCAAUCUUGGGAAUGAUUUUCCUUGAAGAGUCAAAACAAAAACAAACAUUCCUAGGCAAGCCAAAAGACAGUAACAAGGUUUUAUUUGCCACUACCCAUCAUAAGUGACAAUAACGUGGGUGAUGGGGAAAAAAAAAAGAACAACUUUUAAACUUGGCUCCCAGAGAGAUGCCCCUGAAUUCAAAUACCAUAAUCUGGUCCCUGGCUAUAUCCAUACUCUUUAUAGCACUUCUUUACCAAAGAAGAAUUUAGAUUAUACUAAUUCUGAACUGAAAGUCCUGAGCUGGAAAUUUCUUUGUUACUAAGGUAAUUUCUUUGACAAAUAACCUUCUUGAUUUUAUACCAGGGGACAGCACAUUUGAAGAUGGAGGACCAAAAGAAAUACCCAAGUCGGAAAGCUGCACACCAUUCAGGCAGAAUCUGGUUGGAGAGGAAAGCUGGUCUCAUGAUCAGAGAGCUUCCCCAGCUAGCCUGUAGUCCAGGACUGCAAGAAUUCAGGCAUGAGGACACUGUGCAGCAGGCUCACACAGGCAGACCCAAGAUGGACAGAACCUUGGAAUCCCUGAGACACAUCAUUGCCCAAGUCUUGCCUCACAGAGACCCGGCUCUAGUCUUCAAAGACUUGAAUGUUGUGUCAAUGUUACAGGAAUUUUGGGAAAGCAAGCAGCAGCAGAGGGCUGCAUUCCCAAGUGAAGGCGUGGUGGUCUAUGAGUCACUGCCAUCUCCAGGACCUCCCUUUGUGAGUUAUGUGACCCUCCCAGGGGGAAGCUGUUUUGGCAACUUUCAGUGCUGCCUAAGUAGAGCUGAGGCCAGACGGGAUGCAGCUAAAGUGGCCCUAAUCAACUCCCUCUUCAAUGAGCUGCCCUCUCGAAGGAUCACUAAGGAAUUCAUUAUGGAGAGUGUGCAGGAAGCAGUUGCCUCCACCAGUGGCACUUUGGAUGAUGCAGACGACCCCAGCACCAGCAUUGGAGCCUACCACUACAUGUUAGAGUCAAACAUGGGGAAGACCAUGCUGGAAUUUCAGGAGCUGAUGACCAUUUUCCAACUGCUGCACUGGAAUGGAAGCCUAAAAGCCCUUCGUGAAACCAAGUGUUCCCGACAGGAAGUCAUCUCCUACUAUUCCCAGUAUUCCCUAGAUGAAAAGAUGCGCAGCCACAUGGCCCUGGACUGGAUCAUGAAAGAGAAGGGAUCUCCAGGAAUUCUCUCUCAAGAGCUACGGAUGGCCCUGAGGGAGUUGGAGGAAGCCAGGAAAGCAGGACAAGAACUGCGGUUUUACAAAGAAAAGAAAGAAAUCCUGAGUUUAGCCCUGACUCAGAUCUACAGCGAUCCUGACACCUCCUCACCCAGUGAUGAUCAGCUGAGCCUAACGGCUCUUUGUGGCUACCACUAGCAAGGCCAGGUUCCAGCUGGCCUGAGGUUGGCAGAGGCUGGACUCUAACAUUAGGAAGCUGAGUGAAGGAAGUUGUUGGAGGCUUUACCACCUACAGCUACCACCUGAAGGCUGUACUAAUUCUUCCCACCCAUUCCAUUCAUAGACUCUCAGAGUAAUAGGAUCCUUACAGGUCCCAACAAUUUUCCCAUCACACUUUCAAGAGUUCCUCCUCUUACUGAAAGGAUGGAGACAGAAUUGUUUGAAAAACAUUUCCCAGGUUUGGCUCUAACCUAAAGCCCUGUUGACAUGUGCCUUCCUAGAUUAUGUAUGUUGUUUUAAACAAUGGGCCAGUGUAGCAUCUCCCAAAAGAACACCAGCUGGGACUGGGGAAAGUAGCAUGAGAGCAAUUUUUAAAAAUAGUUGGGAUUAAAUAAACAACAUAGAAAAUACACAUGGGUCAGAAUUUCUUCCUAAGCUUUAUAACUAAGAGACACUUCUACUCUACUAGGUAAAAUCAAAAUUCCAGUGGCAAUUUUAUCUGGACAUCCCACUAUCAAAGAUCUAAAGUGGUAAUAGUGAAAAUACGUGAUAAAUUUAACUUGGCUUAAAAUGCCAGUUAUAAUAAUUUUUUAAAAAUCCACACUCUUCGGUAUGGGGAUAAAUUUCACCUAGAAUAGUACUCCUAUUCCUCAAGAAGAAUUAGUAUCUAAUUUUAAUGAGUCCUGCAAACAUUGAUGUUCAUUUUUAACUUGCAAAUAGAUAACUCAGAUUGAUUUGUUUUUAUUUUUGCCACCACAGUCAUCUAUGUAUCAUGGAGACAGUCACUGGAUUUUGAAAAAUCAUUAGCUUUUAACAGUGCUUGCAUUUGAUUAGUUUCUCAUGCAUUAGAGAGAAGGAGUAUUUAACUGUCUUUAUUGUUGUUCAAGAACAUAAGCCAGGAGUAGUUCAAAUGUAGUGUCAUUUCCAAGUUUUAAUUAGACAUUGUCAUCUCUCUUUGAAAAUGGCUUGGGUCAAUUAACUGAUUAGAAAACCAAAAGCAAAUACAGACCAAUUUUUAGAUGGUUUCUGGUCACUCAAAUUUAAGAAUGGCAGCAGUGUGAAUUUUAGACAUUUGUAGGAAUUUCCAACUUUAUAACAUAAAAAAGAUUAUCUUGCAUUUAGUCCAAUAAUUCAAAAUAAAGGAUACAGUUUUUUCAAUGUUAAAUAAGAUUUCUUUUUCUUCAUGUUUAAGUGAAUGCAAACUAACGUUCCUGAAGGCUAAAACCAUUGUAUUUACAUUAAAGUUUACAAAAGCAUGAUAGCUUAACUUCAUAUAUAAAUAUGUGCAGAUGUAAUUAUCACUCCUUAAGUCCCCAUGAAAACUAUAUAUAUGGAUCAUGUAUUUUGGAAUUAGCCUUUAAAAUAAAAAAAUUAAUUUCAGAUAUCAUAUUUCUCACACCAGGGGAAAAUUUAGCUUCUUACCUACUGCCUUACUCUGUCGUGAAAGGUAAUACUAUAAAUAUCAGAUAAAUUUAAUUUAAAAAUACUGUGUUAACAAAUAUCACAUUUCUCCCCAAAAUGAGGCUAAAUGUCACCUAGAAUAAAACUAAAACUAUAUUCCCUUAUAAUCCUAAAAAGGAAUUCGAAUUAAUAUUUGCAAGUUGAAUAAAUUUUAACAUUAAGGAAACUUUCUGUUAAAAGCAAUUUUUUCAUAAAGUCAUUACUCUAUCAUUUCAUAAAAGCAUAAUUUCCCAUGUUAGGUGUGAUUAUAGGCAGGUCCAUCUUUGCUGCAUUUGCAGCUUUUGACCAUGACCACCUAAAGCUGACACCAUCUAAUUAGAUCCAGGAAGGGGAAUCAGCAAGGAAAAUGUUAAAAUUUAUUCUUUGCUCUAUAAUUAGAAAACUGUACCUAUUACGUGAACUAAAAGCAUUGCCCUUGGCCAAUGGCAGUUUCCCAGCUGGUCAGAACUGCCCACUCUUCCUGGAAUGGUAUGGAACCUAUAGCAAAAGAAACAAAAUUCAGAAUCUCUGCCAUUGCUGGAGCCUUUUAAUGCUCAUUUAUAGCAAAUCAAUUUUAGCUAAGACAUAAGGGCUGCCAGUACAUCACUUAAACAUUUAUAAUUCCAGACCUAAGAAGAGCCAUGUUGAAAAGCAAAGUAGAUUCUUCUUCUUCUUCUUCUGUAUCUUGUUCUCAGUGAUACACUGUGUUGAAGGGGAUUAAAGUGGAAGAUUCUCUAUUUUAAAUAUAUGGAGUUCUGGGUCCUAAACUUUUGUGGUUAUAAUGCCUUUGAGAAUCUGAUGAAAGCUAUGGACCUUCUCCUAGGAAAAUAGAGUGAAGCAUAUACCUUCAAAUUUAUGCAAACAGUUUCAGAGAGUUUGUGAACCUCCCCAACGUCCAUGGAUUGCUCUGUCUAAGGACCUCCAAUUUAGAAUCUUGAGUACAGACUUACAGUCUCAAACUUUUCAGCAUGGAUCCAAACUAGCUCAGACCAGCCCUGUGUAGCCUAUUUCUAAGAUAAAUGUUAUCAUCCUUAAAUACAGAAUUGUACUGCAUUUUGACAAGAAUGGUUUAAUCUUCACAAAGUCCAAAUAUACCAAAUUGCUAUGAAAAAACGGCUUAAAACAAACUAGUCACUAAGUGUGUGAACCUAUUAGAAUAUUGUCAAUCUAAUAAAGACAUUAUUCCUCUAA
This is a messenger RNA of Acinonyx jubatus (cheetah), 5761 nucleotides long. RefSeq names its product limb and CNS expressed 1 (gene LIX1). Gene Ontology annotation, cellular component: cytoplasm. The record is from RefSeq and is a predicted model, not a curated record. The transcript has 10 exons. Lineage: Eukaryota; Metazoa; Chordata; Mammalia; Carnivora; Felidae. Gene Ontology annotation, biological process: autophagosome maturation. Bases 2084 to 3109 code for a protein of 341 amino acids.